This is a messenger RNA of Jaculus jaculus (lesser Egyptian jerboa), 1496 nucleotides long. It is a transcript of the gene Prodh2, whose product is annotated as proline dehydrogenase 2. The transcript has 9 exons. Gene Ontology annotation, cellular component: mitochondrion. NCBI's taxonomy places the organism in Eukaryota, Metazoa, Chordata, Mammalia, Rodentia, Dipodidae. Bases 52 to 1251 code for a protein of 399 amino acids. The record is from RefSeq and is a predicted model, not a curated record. Gene Ontology annotation, molecular function: FAD binding; proline dehydrogenase activity.
GUACACUUGCUGUCUGCAAAGUCCCUUCUCCUAGGUGGUAAGAGACUCGCGAUGUCCUGGAUCCAGCGAGUACUCUAUGGGCCAGCUAGGCCCUCGGUGGGCAGCUGGAAGCCCCUGCGCUUUGACAGUGGGGCCUUCCACCUCAAGGGCACAGCAGAACUGGCAAGGGCUUUGCUGGUGCUACGGCUGUGUGCCUGGCCCCCUCUGGUCUCCCAUGGACUGGCGCUCCAGGCCUGGUCCCAGAGACUCCUGGGCUCUCGGCUGUCCGGUGCGCUUCUCCGAGCAUCCAUCUAUGGGCAGUUUGUGGCUGGGGAGACCACAGAGGAGGUGAAGGGCUGUGUCCAGCAGCUCCAGGCCCUAGGCCUCAGGCCGCUGUUGGCAGUACCCACAGAGGAGGAGCCAGACUCCAUUGCCAAGACUGGUGAGGCCUGGUAUGAGGGAAACCUCAACACCAUGUUGCAUUGUGUGGACCUGUCGCGAGCCCUCAUGGACAACCCCAACCCUGCUGGGAAAAGCCUCAUGCAACUGAAGGUGACGGCACUGACCAGCGCUCGGCUCUGUAAGGAGCUAACCUCCUGGAUCCAAAGGCCAGGGGCCUCUUCAGAACUAAACCCAAAGAGGCUGGCAGAAGCCAUGGACUCUGGGAAGGACCUCCAGGUCUCCUGUCUCAACGCUGCGCAGAGCCAGCACCUGCAGGCAUCUCUCAACCGUUUGCAUCGCGUGGCACAGCGUGCCCGAGCCCAGCACGUGAGGCUCCUGGUGGAUGCUGAGUACACCUUCAUCAACCCCGCGCUCUCCCUGCUGGUAGCUGCCUUGGCGUUGCGCUGGAACAGCCCCAGGGAAGGCGGGCCUUGGGUGUGGAACACUUACCAGGCCUAUCUGAAGGACACACAUGAGCGGCUGGAGCGGGAUGCUGAGGCUGCGCACAAGGCUGGCCUGGCUUUUGGGGUGAAGUUGGUGCGAGGUGCCUAUCUGGAAAAGGAGAGAGCAGUGUCUACCCUCCAAGGGACCAAAGAUCAAACUCAGCCUGACUAUGAGGCCACCAAUAUGAGUUACAGCCAUUGUCUGGAGCUGAUGCUGCGUCACGUGUCCAACCAUGGCCCCUCAUGCCACCUCAUGGUGGCUUCCCACAAUGAAGAGUCUGUGCACCAGGCAACUAAACGGGUGAUCAGCAAUGCCAACGUGACCUACAGCAAUCACAGCAGUCCUUGCCAGCCCCCUGCAGGAGACCUUACUGGUUCAACUCCUUGAAUCAUCCCAGCAGGAUGGAUGUUGGUAUCCUAUCUCCCAGAUGAGAAGAUGGGUGCAAGGAAGAGAAGUACAUUCAUCUCUCAGAGCUGCUAUCAUGUAGCGCCCUCUGUGUGGCUUAAAACAAGAACCAAGGGCUGGAGAGAUGGCUUAGCUGUUAAGGCAUUUGCCUUUGAAGCCAAAGGACCCAGGUUAGAUUCCCCAGGACCCACAUAAGCCAGAUACACAAGAUGGCACAUGUGUCUGGA